AUGUCUGCUGGCAAUGGCACCCCUCGCGGGUCAGCAGUGGGGGAGGAGAUAUGGGCGGGAUCAGGAGUGGAGCUGGAAGACUCAGAGCUACCCACUUUCUCAGCUGCAGCCAAGGUCCGAGUGGGGGUCACCGUUGUGCUCUUUGUUUCUUCAGCUGGCGGUAACUUGGCCGUGCUGUGGUCUGUGACACGGCGGCAAUCCAGCCAGCGCCGACCCUCCCCCGUCCGGCGACUCUUCGCCCAUUUGGCAGCUGCCGACUUGCUGGUCACUUUUGUGGUUAUGCCCCUAGAUGCUACCUGGAAUAUUACCGUUCAGUGGCUGGCUGGGGACAUCGCAUGUCGGACACUUAUGUUCCUGAAACUAAUGGCCAUGUAUGCUGCAGCUUUCCUGCCUGUAGUCAUAGGACUUGACCGCCAGGCAGCAGUACUCAACCCGCUUGGACCCCGCUCAGGUGCAAAGAAACUUCUGGGAAUAGCCUGGGGACUUAGUUUCCUGCUUGCCUUGCCCCAGCUGUUCCUGUUCCAUACUGUCCGCCGAGCUGGCCCAGUCCCCUUCACUCAGUGUGUCACCAAAGGCAGCUUCAAGGCUCAAUGGCAAGAGACCACCUAUAACCUCUUCACCUUCUGCUGCCUCUUUCUGCUGCCACUAACUGCCAUGGCCAUCUGUUAUAGCCGCAUUGUCCUCAGUGUGUCCAGUCCACGAACCAGAAAGGGGAGCCAGGCCCCUGCUGAUGAAUUUACCCUACGCCGCUCCUUAGACACUCGCCCCCGUGUUCGUCUUCGGGCCCUGCGACUGGCCCUCCUUGUUUUACUGACCUUCAUCCUCUGCUGGACACCUUAUUACCUACUGGGUCUGUGGUACUGGUUCUCCCCCACCAUGCUAACCGAAGUCCCUCCCAGCCUCAGCCAUAUCCUUUUCCUCUUUGGCCUUCUCAAUGCUCCUUUGGAUCCUCUCCUCUAUGGAGCCUUCACCCUCGGCUGCCGGAGAGGGCACCAAACACUCAGUAAAGACUCCUCCCAGGAAGGAGGGUCUGGGAGAAUGCCCCAACACGAGAGUAAAACCCUCAGACAGCUGAAAAUGCAAACAAAUGUGACAUCAAGAAGAGGAGAAACAAAAGAGACAUUCCUAUAACAUCCAUUUUCUUACAACGGAGUAUAAAGAAUAGUCAUUACUCUCCAAUACCCUAAGAACAUCUCUGCUGCCCCUGCUUUUUUAGCUUCCAACAAAAGAAGUGCUGAGAAGAUCUGUGUUUUGACCUGAGACUUGAGACUAUGUCUAAAGCAGAAACUCACAGAAUUCAAUCCUUAAUAGAAGUAUCUCCACAAUGACCCAUAUUGCCUUACUGUAAAUAGUUCAUCAGAGCUUCACUACUAGAACAUGAAAGUAAUUUUAAAUGUAGAAAACCAAAAACUAAAAAGGGACAUUUAUUCAUGACUCAAAAGAAACAGUAAACAGGAUAACAGUUUAAAUAUAAACAGAGUGAGUUCCACUUCAGCCCUAUUUGUUGACGGCUUGCAUAGCCAAAUGGAAUCUUGGAGAGACCACCUGGACAAGAGAGGAACUGUCAACGACGUCUCCGGUCUGGACUCCUGCUGCGCCUUCGGCCACCUCUAGGAAAAAAGAGGAAGGCAGGGAAUUCAUCAUAGGAUAUAAUAAAAUGUCCUUGUUCAGUUUUAUUCAUGUUCCCUUCACCAACAGUGUUUGCCCUCUCCAUUUUACCUUCUCUUGCCUUUGGGUGGACCUCGAACAAAACACCAAUCUACGCUGAUCUGCUGUCCCAUCAAAUCCUGGCCAUUGAGUCCUUCCAUAGCAGCCUGAGCCUCUUUGUAUGUUUCAUAUUCAACUAGAGUAUAACCCUGAGUAAGUGAAAAGUAAGAUGUUAAAACCUUCCUGUUUCACCAAGCAUCAAGUAUCCUCAUCCUCAAAUAUAAAUUCAUACUUAAACAGAAGAAUCUAAAAGCUUUACACAAUGACUGUACAUCGUAUGUCCCUACUGUACACAGGUGUCUGUUUUGUUUGUCUCCGUCUCUUUGUCCAACAAAAUCAAUUUCCUAUGUCAUUUUAUUUGAAUCGCAGCAAACAGAACCACCAAGGCUAAGGGGAAAGGAAGGCAAUAAAGGGUCGCUUAAGAUACCUUCAGGUAUCCUGUGCGCCUAUCCAGGUUAAGGUGGAUGUUUUUUAUUUCGCCAUAUUCUGCAAAUUUGUCAUGAAUGUCUUCUUCAGUGGCUUCCUCAUGGACUCCAGUGACAAAGAGAAUCCAGCCUUCAACAGCUGUUGGGGAAGAAAGGGUGGCUGUAUGCGCGCCUGGGACUGGGGAAAGCAGUAAGUGCAGACUCCGGAGUGAGUCUCAUGUCGGGGAGCUCGGGUUUCAACUGCCCACAGACACGCUCUCCGCAGGCUCCACCUUACUCACAGCGUUGUGGUCCCGGCUCGUCGCCGUCCUGCUCCACACUGUCAUAAUCCUCUCGCAUCCGCGCUCGGGACCCCUCUUCUAUAGAGAACACAACCAGAUCACCGGAGGCUCUCCCCGGAGUCCGGGGGCUCCAACUCCGCUCCCGCCGACAAGCCUCUCGACCUCAAGUCCCCACACUCACCUGAACCAAAGCCGCGGCCCUUCCUUUUCUUCGCUUUUUCUUUAAGUUUGUGGAUACUCUCUGAAGCCCCAGAGGAGAAAGGAUGGGUAACAGUCAUUUAUGACAACUGUAUCCCACCACGCCGAGAGCCUAAGCCGCCGCCAGGCUGUCCCCUCCCGGCCCGGCCCGGCCCGGCCCGUUCCUUCCGAAGGGGGAGGAGUCUCUCACCGAGACCGCACUCCCCGCUCCCAUCCGUCCGCCCCAGGACCUUUUUCCUGUUACACUCUUCUCUCGCACCUUCCCCGCUUCCCGUAGCCGCCUCCACUGUCCUCACCGUCCCCAUCCUCAUCCAUGGCGAAAUCCUCGCCUCCGGCCUCAUGAAGAUCCAGCACGUCAGCCAUCUUGCCUCUGUACUAGCGCUCGUCCGGACCGCCGGGAACUAGGCACCUCGGCAGGCUGUCGCAGAGGGGAAAGGUCGCCAAGCUGACCAAUCACAGCCCAUCUUUAAGUCCCGCCCUCGGCGCGGUAAAAAUACGCACGAAGGGCGGGCCUAGUUCAAAAAGAUGCCGGAAGCAUUUGGUAGCCAUCUUGGCAGGUCACGAGCCGAGACCAGCUGCGUUGGCAGGGACAAACUAGGAGGCGUCAAUGGCUUCCGUUUAAUCUUGAGACCGGGCCUAAUUCCUUGCUGAAGGGCAGCUUUCAUUGCAAAGUAGGAAAUGGAAGAAUUUAAAAGUUUUUUUAUCUUAAAAGUUGUAGGCCUGUACCCUGUUCUGAGAAGCACCCCAUCCAUGAUAGAAGCCUUAAAAAGAAAAGAGACGAGGUUCAGAUCAGGGCUGGGGAGGUAGCUCGGCGGUAGCGCGCUGGCCUAGCAGGUGCGGGACCCGGGAAUUACAUCCCACCCCGCAGAAAAAGUUUAGCUGCCCCAGGCCGGAGGCUGAGGCUGGAGGAUCACAAGUUGGGACCCAGCUUCAGCAACUUAGCGGGGCCCUGAACAACUCGGUGAAACCCUGUCUCUAAGUAAGUCAUAAAAAGGGCUGGGGAUGGGGCUCAGUGGCUAAACGGCCCUGGGUUCGUCCCUGGACCAACAACAACAACAACAACAAAAAAAAAAAAAAACAGAAACAAAACACCUCCCAGAACGGACCGCCAGCCCCGAAUUUCUUCCCAAGAAAACCAACACACAAGGCUGCGGUUGAAACCCGGCUGUAGGGGAUGAAACCAGGGGCACUUUACCACUGAAAUACCUCCUCAGACCCCUUUUUACUUUUUAUUUGGAGACAGAUCUUGCUAAAUUGCUGAGGCCAUCCGCAUACUUAAUCCUCCUGCCAGCCUCCGGAGUCUCUGGGAUUACAGUAGUGGGCUAACCGUGCCUGGAUAAUUUUUUUUUUUUUUAGGAUAUAUCUUUCAAACGCUCCCUGCCACCCUCUGGAAAUUAAGGAAGGAAAGGCAUGGCCUUAAAUAAAAUAAUGGCUUUAGUUCUUUGAUGAUGGAACAGGUGUUCUACCUUCAAACACCUAGGAGUUGAAGUAAAACCUAUAUUGCCCCCAAGUUCUGGAAUCCUUAUGUACACCUUCAGCAAUAGCAGGCUGCAGAUUCACUUAUUAAUCAAAUAGUUAUGCCUAUAUGUGUAUCUAAUAUUAGAAGAAGUGCUGGCAAGAGGAUAAAUAAUUGCAUUGAUAGCACUCACUAUAUAUAGUACAUUAUGAAAGUGAUAACUGCUAUCAUAAUGGCAGUAUCAAGAACGUUUCUGGAACUAAGAGGGUUUAGCAUUUUAACUGGGCCUUUGGAGAUGAGUAGUUUUCCAGGAAAAACAGUUGUAUACAUUACAUAGUCUAAUCUUUAAAAGUCAUCUGGUUACAUUCCUACUUUAAAAGUCCUUCCGUUGAUUUUGUUGCACUUAGACUAAAAUUAAAACUUACAUAGCUAACUGUCCCUAUGUCUCCAGUUUUGUCACCUGAGAUUCUCCCUCACCCACUAAGCCCUUCCUAUACUAUCCCUUAACUCAUCUCUGGGCAUUUGCAACUUUCUGUUCCUGAUGCUUUUCCUCCAGCCCUUCACAUGGCUGGCUCAACCUCAUUCUUUAGGUCUGAAUACUACUGUCACUAAGGGGUUUUCUCUCUUUUCUUUGUGGUACUGGAAUUGAACCCAGGGGUGCUUAACCACUGAGGCGUAUCCCCAGCCCUUUUAUGUUUUAUUUUGAAGAAGGCUCUCACUAAGUUGCUUAGGGCCUAAAUAAGUUGCUGAAGCUGGCUUUGAAUUUGUGAUUCUCCUGCCGUAGCCUCCCAAAUUGCUGGGAUUACAGGUGUGUGCCACUACACCAGGCACCAAAGGGGUUUUCAUCCUUCUAGGACUUAAGUCUGUUUUAUUUCCUUCACAGAACUUAAACCAGAAUCUUUAAUUAUCUUGUUGACUUUCAACCUUGUGUAUUGCCUCUUUUUUUUCCCCAGUAGCUUGUAAUCCUUUUGGCAGAGAUGCUUAGAAUUAUAUCUGCAAGUUUAUCCCAGUGCCAGGCUCUUAGUGGGUAUAUGGUACAUACUUCAUGAAUGGAUAAAUAUCAAAUGGCAAGGAGAAGGAAAACUGCUGAUUGGUAAAGACUACAGAAGGUGGAACCCAGUUCUAACAAAUGUCAAACAGCAAUAAAUUUGGGGGCAGCAUUGUUUCUUUUGUUGUUCUCUGCUUGGAUCUCUCUCUCUCUCUCUCUCUCUCUCCACUGCCUGACUUAAGUGAAUAAGAUUUGUCACAUUCCUCAGCAAACUACCUAUUAUCUGUAGGAGAAAUGAAGACCCAAAAGAAUAUGGAUGAGAGAGAGAGAGAGAGAGAAGGAGGAUGUUCUGUACUUGAAUUUUACUUUACUGUCACUUUAUUUUCCUUUAUAAGAAAAUUCUCCUACUGGUUUUUUGUGUCUAACUUUAGAUUUCCUCUUGUCAGGACACAUCUACAGAGGUUUGGAGCUUCAGGUUCCUACUCUCCUGUGACAAUGUCACAGAAAAUAACAUAAUGACCCAUUAAGUUUUAGCAAAAAGGAAGAGCAUUGUUAGUAAGUGAAAGGUGAAGGUAGACAUUCUCAGAGAGUGAGCAGCAGUCUUGGGCUCUUCUUUGAGGGGGAAACUUUGUAAGGUAUGAGUACAGGGUGGUGGCCUGUGGAUGGUUCUGGCCUGGUGAUAACAAGAUGGUUUUUGGUGGUCUGGCCAUUCUCAGGAUCUUCAGGUCGAUGUUUCCUUUAUCUAAUCAAUAGAUGAUGUUGGGAAUGUAGCUAUGUUAUAGGUGUCUUAAAAUAUUGAAUCUCCCUUUAUUUAUUCUAAAAAUACAUGUACUAGUAUGUUACAUAGGCUAAAUAACAGUGUCAGAGCAAUUUUCAUUAAGAAUGAAUUUACAGUAACUAAGGUUUUUGAGUCAAUUUACAGUAACUUUAAGAUUUAUAGAUCUCUUGGGGUUGGUUGGGACUGUGGCUCAGUGGUAGAGCACUUGCCUCAUAUGUGCAAGGACCUGGGUUCGAUCCUCAGCACCACUUAAAAGUAAGUAAAUAAAAAAAAGGUAUUGUGUCCAACUACAACUAAAAAAUAAAUACGUUUUUAAAAAAGAUUGAUUGGGGCUGGGGAUGUGGCUCAAGUGGUAGCAUGGUUGCUUGGCAUGCACAUGGCGCUGGGUUUGAUCCUCAGCACCACAUACAAAUAAAGAUGCUGUGUCUGCCAAAAACUAAAAAAUAUUAAAUCUUCUCUCUCUCUCUCUCUCUCUCUCUCUCUCUCUCUCUCUCUC
Messenger RNA from Marmota monax (woodchuck), 6329 nucleotides. Its product is annotated as gonadotropin-releasing hormone II receptor. The transcript is spliced from 3 exons. Gene Ontology annotation, biological process: G protein-coupled receptor signaling pathway. Bases 1 to 1131 code for a protein of 376 amino acids. Gene Ontology annotation, cellular component: membrane. NCBI's taxonomy places the organism in Eukaryota, Metazoa, Chordata, Mammalia, Rodentia, Sciuridae. The record is from RefSeq and is a predicted model, not a curated record. Gene Ontology annotation, molecular function: gonadotropin-releasing hormone receptor activity; peptide binding.